AUAGUCUUCGCCUCAGGGGCCAGCGAGAACGUUUCCCGAUGACUCUCCGUCGAGCAACCGAGAUGUCGGGUCCGAGGAAGUUCCUGGUCGUGGGCGGCUGGACGCCACAAGCGGACUCGAGCGCAGAAAACACGAGAGACAGUUUCUCUUCGUUCCUGUCGUACGCUCGACAGAAUCUCCCUGUCGAAAUCGGCACGACUGUUCCUGACGGUCAUCAGGAGGAGGAAGCCUUCUGCAGGGACUGCCACUGCCACUGGGAAGUGGUGGGCGGGACUUUGUCGGGCAGUUCUGAUUCUCAGCUGAAGGAAGCCAUUGUCGACGCUCAGCAGGCGGGCAGAAAGGUGAGAUUACAUUAAUCAUUCUGAAGUUCUAC
Messenger RNA from Penaeus vannamei (Pacific white shrimp), 373 nucleotides. The record is from RefSeq and is a predicted model, not a curated record. NCBI's taxonomy places the organism in Eukaryota, Metazoa, Arthropoda, Malacostraca, Decapoda, Penaeidae.